CGAAGUCAACGGGUCAUGAGACAAAACUGCAGAGCAGCGACCACCUCGUUCCUUUCACCAUGCCCUUCAAUCUGUAGAAAUUUCUGCCUCGACCCACUCGAGAAGAGGCGGACCACCAUGAACCGCAAAGCUUGCUUCUUUCUGGCAAUUGCUGUAGUCGUCGCUUUCUUCUUCAUCAACGUUGCCAUAGUCGUGAACCGCUUCGAUGCCUCGAAUUCAAACGGCAUCGGGUUGUUACGCGACACGAGGUUCAGCUCUGUUCCCUCUUCAGGAAGCACUCCCGGUAGCAUCGUGUCCCCAUCAUCACAAGCCAAACAAGAGGGACGUGAUCAUCUUGGUCAUGGUGAUGGUGAUUUUACUUAUGCCGAUGAAGGAGAAGCGGCGAAGCUUCGAGUCCCCCGCCGACCAACUAGUGGCGGGACCAAGCCCGAAGGAUCCUUCGCAGCCAAGGAUUCGGCCCGAGCUCGGACCAAUAAUGGGAAGAUGACAGAGAUCAGACACCGAAACCCCAUUUCAAGUCUCAGCAAGGGCAAGGAUAGGCUGAAGCUGCAUUUGAAGCCGAUCAAUGCUUCACCUUCACGGGAAUCCGAGGCAGACGGGCUUUCGGGCACCCUCAUGGCUACACUGAGAUAUGGAGUGAUUCCGGGCUUGGAAUUGUACUUUAUCGAUGUAUACAUAGGUACGCCUCCUCAGCAUCUCCCUCUGAUACUUGAUACUGGUAGUGACCUCAGUUGGAUCCAAUGUGCUACUUGUCCUGAUUGCUUCGAGCAAAGCGGACCCUACUACGAUCCCGAGGACUCCACUUCUUAUCGAGAGAUAAGCUGCCGCGACAGUAGGUGUCUCCAGGUCCCGCACCCGGAUCCUCUGCAGCGUUGCGAGUCUGAAAACCAAACCUGUCCUUAUUUCUAUCCCUAUGGAGACGGCUCGAACACGACCGGCAAUUUCUCGCUUGAAACAUUCACGGUCAAUCUCACAGCACGCACCGGUGACUCCGAAUUUGCAAGGGUGGAGGUGAUGUUUGGCUGCGGUUGUUGGAACGGAGGCUUUUCUUCUGGGGCUUCAGGGAUGCUGGGACUAGGUAGAGGGUCUCUGUCUUUGGCCUCUCAGUUUCAAUCUCUGAAUGGCCAGUCUUUCUCUUACUGUCUCGUGAACAGAUACAGCAAUCCUAAUGCGAGCAGCAGAUUGGUUUUCGGCGAAGCCGACGAGCUUUCAAGCCGCCCCGAUUGGAAUUUCACUUCCUUUCUCGGAGCACAAGAAAGCCCAGACAACACAUUUUACUAUGUCAAGAUAAAAUCGAUCAUGGUCGGAGGAGAGAUUCUUGACAUACCCCAGGAGACAUGGGAAGUGUCGCCGGACGGGCAUGGCGGGACGAUCAUAGAUUCGGGAGCUUCGCUUAGUUAUUUUGUCGGGCCUGCUUACAGGGCCAUCCUGGAAGCAUUCGAGAGGAAGGUGAAGGCAUACCCAAUGGUGGAGGACGGGCAGUUUUAUCCAUGUUACAAUGUGUCCGCCGUGUCAAAGCCCGAGAUGCCCGGGUUCCGAAUCGAAUUCGUGGACGGGGCAGCAUGGGAUUUCCCGGUCGAGAAUUACUUCAUCCCGAUCGCGCCGGACGGGAUCGCGUGUUUGGCGAUGAGGGAGAAUAAGUUCCCGGGGUAUUCGGUAAUCGGAAACUAUCUGCAGCAGGAUUUUCACAUGUGGUUUGAUAUGAAGAAGUCUAGGCUGGGGUAUGCACCCUGCAGCACCCAUGAGAUAUCAAUUUACAUCAUUACUGGGCUUGCAGUUCGUGGGCCUUGUGCGGGCCCAGUAGAGCGCUUUCGCGUUAGGGUUUUCUCCCGUCCCGCCGAUUCUUAUAUCCUCCUCCUUCCUCGAUCGAGCGAGGGAUUUCUCGGAGCAGCCGAACGAGCUCGCAGUCGCCGCGCUCGUCCUCCUCCGCCGUGACGUCCGACGAUGGUGACUUUCAGGUUUCACCAGUACCAGGUGGUGGGGAGGGCUCUGCCGACCGAAUCGGAUGACCAUCCGAAGAUCUACAGGAUGAAGCUGUGGGCCACCAAUGAAGUCCGCGCCAAAUCGAAGUUCUGGUAUUUCUUGAGGAAGCUUAAGAAGGUCAAGAAGAGCAAUGGACAGGUCCUGGCCAUCAACGAGAUAUUUGAGAAGAAUCCCACAAAGAUCAACAAUUAUGGUAUCUGGCUGCGAUAUCAGAGCCGUACUGGGUAUCAUAACAUGUACAAGGAAUACCGGGACACAACUCUGAACGGGGCAGUGGAGCAAAUGUACAAUGAAAUGGCAUCUCGCCACAGAGUGAGGUUUCCAUGCAUCCAAAUUAUUAAGACAGCUACUGUUCCAGCAAAGUUGUGCAAGAGAGAGAGCACGAAGCAGUUCCACAACUCCAAGAUCAAAUUCCCCUUGGUGUUCAAGAAGGUUAGGCCUCCAACGAGGAAGCUGAAGACCACCUACAAGGCCUCUAGGCCCAACCUAUUUAUGUAACUCUUUUAUCUCGCACUGCGCCUUUCGGAGCUAUGCAGUUAGCAGGUAUUGAUUUCUGAAGAAGCAAGAUAAGAUAUUUCGUGGUUUUUGGCUGAUGGGUGACUUUCUGUAGCCGUCAAAUUUUGAGUAUUGUUUGGCAAAUUUGUAUGGAUUCUUCAGACAUUUUCCCAUAGUUACCUUCUACCGAAAUUUUCAUGUCAA
Molecule: messenger RNA, 2682 nt
Organism: Syzygium oleosum
Lineage: Eukaryota; Viridiplantae; Streptophyta; Magnoliopsida; Myrtales; Myrtaceae
Exons: 6
Biological process (GO): translation; proteolysis
Cellular component (GO): cytosolic large ribosomal subunit; ribosome
Molecular function (GO): structural constituent of ribosome; aspartic-type endopeptidase activity
Source: RefSeq, a predicted model, not a curated record